AUGGUUUGCUUGACCAUUAAUGCUGAUACCAAUAUCACAACUGACAAGCAUUCCCUUCUUUCUCUCAAAUCCAAAAUUUCUUUUGAUCCUUACAACAUCUUAGCGAACAACUGGUCCGCUAAUAGCACGUCUCCUUGCGAUUGGAUUGGAGUUACUUGCAGCUCUCGCCACAAUAGAGUGACCACUUUGGACCUUUCCAACAUGAGUCUUGUUGGAGAAUUACCUCCAUACUUGGGAAACCUCUCUUUUCUUGUUUCGCUUAACCUGAGUUAUAACAACUUUCAUAAUUUCUUCCCUCGAGAACUUUGUCAGUUGCGACGCCUCAUAUAUCUUUCAUGUAGCUUCAAUGACUUUAGUGGAGAGAUUCCAUCCUGGCUUGGUCUCUUACCUAAUCUAAAGUAUUUGCAUUUGGGGAAUAAUAUCUUUAGCGGUUUCCUUCCCACUUCCCUUUUCAAUCUUUCAAAACUUGAGGUCUUGCAUUUAGGAGUCAACUCUCUUCAGGGAAGUAUUCCUAAAGAAAUUGGCAGCAUUCCCCAACUAAAAUUUUUAAAUUUGAGCUAUAAUCAGCUUAAUGGACCUUUUCCUUUGGGUAUCUUAAACUUGUCUAUGUUAGAAACUCUUUCUCUUUCGGUUAAUAGUUUAUCGGGUGAUCUUCCACUUGAUUUGGGAAAUCAUCUUCCCAACCUCCUUACAUUUAAUAUGCCUUCAAACAAAUUUAGUGGUGAAAUUCCAUCAAGUUUAUCAAGAUGCUCACAACUCCAAACUAUAUCUUUGGCUUACAAUAAUUUUAGUGGAAACAUACCAAAAGAGUUUGGAAACAUAACAAAGCUUGAGGUGUUAAAUCUUCCCCAGAAUCAAUUAAUAGGUUCAAUACCACAAGAGUUGGGGAAACUUGAUAUGUUGGAGCAUUUAGAAAUAGGAAAUGCUAACUUAAGAGGGUCCAUACCAGUGGGAAUCUUCAACAUUUCAUCAUUGCAAACAAUUUCACUUUCGGGCAAUGAGCUUAUGGGCACUCUUCCUACAACCACUGGGCGUGCUCUACCUGAACUACAAGAGCUCUAUCUUGAAAGCAAUUUCCUUUCUGGAGUGAUACCAGAUUCUAUCUCAAAUUGUUCCAAACUUACUCUCUUAUGCCUUAGCGACAACCUAUUCAAUGGCAGCUUGCCCACAUUUCUUGGCAACCUAAGGAUCCUAAACCGACUGCAUUUAUUUAGUAACAUGUUCACCAAUGAUGCAGCAUCACCAGAGCUAAGUAUCAUCAACUCCUUGGUAAAUUGCAAGUAUUUAAUUGAAGUACGCUUAGAUGAUAACCCUCUACAUGCUGCUACCCUUCCUGCAUCAAUAGGAAAUCUUUCAUCUUCUCUUCAAUUUCUCUCAAUUAUGGAUUGUGGAUUAAAGGGUACCAUUCCCAAUCAACUCGGCAACUUAAGUGGCUUAAUUGACUUGAAUCUGUAUGGCAAUGAGUUGAGUGGGUUUAUUCCAGCAAUGUUUGGUGGGGAACAAAAGCUUCAAAGGUUGAAUCUUGGUAAUAACAAAUUAGGUGGCCCCAUUCCUCAUAGCCUUUGUGAACUCCAAUCUCUGGGUGAAUUAGUAUUAAGCAAUAAUCAAGUCUCUGGUAGCUUACCAACUUGUUUUGGUAAUAGCACUUCCCUUAGAAAUGUCUAUCUAGGUUCAAAUCAUUUGUCUUCUGGGAUAUCUUCAAGUUUGUGUUCUCUCAAAGAUUUGUUGGUGCUUGAUUUGAGUUCUAAUUUCCUAGAUGGAUCUCUACCUAUUGAAAUCAAUGGUUUAAAGGCACUUUAUUUUCUUGACUUGUCCAACAAUCAGAUUUUGGGGAAUAUCCCUAUCACUAUUGGACAAUUGCAGAAUUUGCAAACUCUUUCUCUUUGUCAAAAUAGACUAGAAGGAAAUAUUCCAGAGAAAAUAAGUCAAAUUGUUUCCUUGGAAUUCUUGGAAUUAUCUUUCAACAAACUCUCUGGUUCAAUUCCAAUGUCUUUGGAGGGACUAGCAUACCUUAAAUACUUCAAUGUGUCAUUCAAUCAAUUGAGUGGCGAAAUUCCAUCAAGAGGGUGUUUUAAAAAUUUAACAAGUGCAUCAUUCAUGUCUAAUGAAGGGUUAUGUGGAAUUAUUCCGAGCUUUCAUGUCCCACCUUGCCAUUCCACCCACCAUUCAAAGAUUCACAAAGUACUUCCCCUUAUACUUGCACCUUUAGGAGCUGCACUGAUAAUUACUUUUGGCAACAUGUGGCUUUAG
Messenger RNA from Ipomoea nil (Japanese morning glory), 2250 nucleotides. RefSeq names its product LRR receptor-like serine/threonine-protein kinase GSO2. The record is from RefSeq and is a predicted model, not a curated record. NCBI's taxonomy places the organism in Eukaryota, Viridiplantae, Streptophyta, Magnoliopsida, Solanales, Convolvulaceae. Gene Ontology annotation, molecular function: protein binding. The transcript is spliced from 3 exons. The coding region runs from base 1 to 2250 and encodes 749 amino acids.